AUGACGGUCGCCAAAAGGACAGAAGAUCAAGCCUGGUAUCGAGGGUAUGGUGAUGAUCAGUAUGUCUACUAUGCUCGUAAGGGGCCCAAGGAGUUUCUCGGCGGCGCAUUCACUGUGGAGACAUACCAGGAUCUAGAGAAGUAUGAAACCACCAUCCCCUUUUUAAAUAAAAAGCUAAUCCGCCUUUUUAAUAGGGCCGCUAAGCUUCCGACCGCUAGUAAAAUCCAGGAGCUAUCUGAUGCUCCUGGUGGCGGCUCUAUGGUGACAUUUACGGACCCCGAAGGAUUCCCAGUCAACUUGAUAUUUGGGCAGGAGGUAGCUGAGAAGGGUGAAUAUCCGGAGAAACUCACUAUCAAUUAUGAAGAUGAGAAACCUCGCAUUCGAAGGUUCCAGCGAUUCCAACCCGGUCCUGCAGCUGUGCACAAGCUCGGGCACUUCGGAGUCUGCACACAAAAAUUUGACGAUUUGGUCGAUUUCUACACCAAAAAUUUCAACAUAGUGCCGACAGACUUCCUCCACGUGGAAAAGGAGGGCCAGAAGAAGAACGUCGCACUUUUCGCUCACAUUGAUCGUGGCAGCGAUUAUGUAGAACACCAUACCUUCUUCAUAAGCACGAAUGCAACAACGCAUGUGCAUCAUUGCUCAUUCGAGGUUCAUGACUUCGACACUCAGAAGCUUGGACACCAGUGGCUUGCCAACAAGAAGUAUAAGUCUGUGUGGGGCAUUGGCAGGCACAUUCUGGGCUCGCAGAUUUUUGAUUACUGGUGGGAUACCACUGGGAAUAUGAUUGAGCAUUAUGCAGACGGUGAUCUGGUUAAUGAUCAGACACCUAUUGGGUAUGGUCCAGCGGGGGAUGAGUCCCUGGCAGUCUGGGGACCUGAAGUCCCAUCUUGGUUCUUGAAAUAG
Penicillium daleae is the source of this 906-nucleotide messenger RNA. Its product is annotated as trihydroxytoluene oxygenase. Gene Ontology annotation, cellular component: mitochondrion. The record is from RefSeq and is a predicted model, not a curated record. Gene Ontology annotation, molecular function: methylmalonyl-CoA epimerase activity. The coding region runs from base 1 to 906 and encodes 301 amino acids. NCBI's taxonomy places the organism in Eukaryota, Fungi, Ascomycota, Eurotiomycetes, Eurotiales, Aspergillaceae. Gene Ontology annotation, biological process: L-methylmalonyl-CoA metabolic process. The transcript is spliced from 2 exons.